Molecule: messenger RNA, 710 nt
Organism: Vicia villosa (hairy vetch)
Lineage: Eukaryota; Viridiplantae; Streptophyta; Magnoliopsida; Fabales; Fabaceae
Exons: 3
Coding region: 185-616 (143 amino acids)
Biological process (GO): protein polyubiquitination
Cellular component (GO): nucleus
Molecular function (GO): ubiquitin conjugating enzyme activity
Source: RefSeq, a predicted model, not a curated record
UCCCUCUCACGAUCGUGAAGCAGCGACGACCUCACUCUCUAACAUUAGUGUACAGGCCUCACUCUCUCAUGUUUCUCUCUCUCAACUCUCAGCUUAACAUUAGUGUACAGGCCUCACUCUCUCAUGUUUCUCUCUCUCAACUCUCAGCUCACCUCUCGAUCGAUAUCUCUGUCGGCUCUAUCUCAUGGUCUCUCUGCUACCGAUUCUUCACUCCCUUUGCUAUCACCGAUCCAACUCUCUCUAUCAUCAUCGUUUUGUUUCGAAUUCAGUAACAGCAAACAUACAAACCUUCAAUCUUACCCUUUAUCCCAAACAAACCCUAAGCCCCAAUUCGUUAUUGAUUUUCGGUGAUUUCAAGAGUAUAUUUAUAAGUGAAUCAAAGCAAUUGCAAGGUCCUGUUGCUGAGGAUAUGUUUCACUGGCAAGCAACCAUCAUGGGGCCGGCUGAUAUCCCCUAUUCUGGUGGUGUGUUUUUGGUUUCGAUCCAUUUUCCUCCGGAUUAUCCAUUCAAGGCACCAAAGGAGGUUGUUCGUGCUUUUGAAAGAGUUAAGAAGGUUUGUCAUCUUAACUUUAGUGUGCACUUUGUUUAUGUUUCUUCGGUUGUUGAUUCUGGUUGAAUAUGAAGCAUAUACACAUACACCGGACAUGACACUGACAUAUAGACAAAAGUGUCCGUAUAUGAGUGUCUGCCUUCAACUUGAAGUGAAAUAU